Molecule: messenger RNA, 1206 nt
Organism: Calypte anna (Anna's hummingbird)
Lineage: Eukaryota; Metazoa; Chordata; Aves; Apodiformes; Trochilidae
Gene: GCNT2
Product: glucosaminyl (N-acetyl) transferase 2 (I blood group)
Exons: 3
Coding region: 1-1206 (401 amino acids)
Biological process (GO): transforming growth factor beta receptor signaling pathway
Cellular component (GO): membrane
Molecular function (GO): acetylglucosaminyltransferase activity
Source: RefSeq, a predicted model, not a curated record
AUGAAUACACUCAGAUAUUGCUUCUUUGCUGUCCUGAUUCUCAGUGUUUCACUUCCAUUUGGUUUCUAUGUGGUCGAUUUGCACGCACAAAGAUCCCUGAGGAGGCUGAACUUCUCGGUGAGUUCAACCUUAGCAGAAGCCUGUAAAGCACUUAUUGAAGGUAAGGAGCCCUUUCUGAAAGAAAACACUUUGAAAACAUCAUUUGGGCAAUCCAGUUGCACGGAGUACAUCACGCAGAACCACUACGUCACCCGGGCCCUCUCAGACGAGGAGGCUGCCUUCCCCAUCGCCUACAUCAUGACCCUGCACAAGGAGUUUGAGACCUUCGAGCGGCUCUUCAGGGCCGUGUACAUGCCCCAGAACAUCUACUGUGUCCACGUGGAUGCCAAGGCACCAUCCUCCUUCCAGCGGGCAGUGAAACACCUGGUGAGCUGCUUCCCCAACGCCUUCCUCCCUUCCCGGCUGGAGCGGGUGGUCUACGGAGGUGUCUCCCGCCUGCGAGCUGACCUCCACUGCAUGAGGGACCUCCUGGCCUCGGCCGUGCCCUGGCGUUACCUCCUCAACACCUGCGGCCAGGACUUCCCCUUGAAGACCAACCGGGAGAUCGUUCAUCUACUGAAGAGGCUCGGGGGAAAGAAUGUCACACCUGGGGUGCUGCCCCCUCCCCACAUCACCUCACGCACCAAAUACGUGCACAGGGAACAGCUCUACUCUCUCUUCUCUUUCAUGCUGUGGACCUUGGUGCCCAAAGGGCCCCCACCCCACAACCUGACCCUCUAUUUCGGCUCUGCCUACGUGGCCGUCAGCCGGCCCUUCGUGGAGUUUGUGCUGCAGGACCAGCGUGCCAUCGAUCUGCUGGCCUGGUCUGAGGACACCUACAGCCCUGAUGAGCACUUCUGGGUGACACUCAACAGGAUCCCUGAUGUCCCAGGCUCCAUGCCCAACGCAUCAUGGGAAGGUGACCUGAAAGCAGUGAAGUGGAUUGAUAUGGAAGAGAGCCAUGGAGGUUGCCAUGGCCACUAUGUCAGAGGCAUUUGUAUAUAUGGAACAGGUGACCUCAAGUGGCUUUUUAACUCCACCUGCAUGUUUGCAAAUAAGUUUGAGCUUAAAACAUACCCCCUGACUGUGGAGUGCUUGGAGCUGAGACAUCGGCAGAGAACCUUGUCCCAGAGUGAGGUUCAGGUGGAACCUAACUGGUAUUUUUAG